Messenger RNA from Engraulis encrasicolus (European anchovy), 1225 nucleotides. RefSeq lists its product as uncharacterized. Lineage: Eukaryota; Metazoa; Chordata; Actinopteri; Clupeiformes; Engraulidae. The coding region runs from base 76 to 1185 and encodes 369 amino acids. Gene Ontology annotation, biological process: DNA integration. The transcript is spliced from 11 exons. The record is from RefSeq and is a predicted model, not a curated record. Gene Ontology annotation, molecular function: nucleic acid binding.
GCGACCGACUUCUUCACAAAAUGGGUGGAGGCAAGACCCAUUAAGAAGAAGCAGGCACUGCUUACCUCUGAGGCAAUGAUGGACAUCUUCCUGACUCAUGGCUCUCCUGAGGUUAUCUUGACUGACCGAGGCCGUGAGUUCUGGAACCACGUCAACAUGAGUCUCUUCGACAGGUGCGGGGUGAAACACCGCAUGACUAGUGCCUAUCAUCCACAGACAAACGGAUUGGACGAAAGGACUAACCAGACCUUGAAGCGAGCCAUUGGGAAGACUCUGGAAGGUAGUCAGGAAAGGUGGGAGGACAACCUGAAAGAGAUUGCCAGUGAUACUCCUGAGGCUGAGGUUGUCGCGUCUGUUGAUGAGGACGAUGUUUCAGCGUUUAUGUCCAGUCGAGCUGAGAAAGAUGCAGCUGUAUUUGACCAGGUGCGUGACAACAUCCAGAAGGCCCAGGAAAGGCAGAAAUCUUCCUACCGGAAGAAGAGCAAAAAGGGAGUGAAGCGUUUCACGAUCACUCCUGGCAUGGUGGUCCUGAAGAGGAACGAGCGGAAACGUGGCAGACCUGGUAUGACCAUGCUUCCUGAUUGGUCGUCCACUGAGUACAGGGUCAUCAGUGUGGACAACAACCUCGUCCAGCUGGAGACCAUGGACGGUCAACCACUGUCGACGAAGACACCCUACGCUUCAGUGAAGCCUCUGCGGGGGCAGACUGACAUGUCCACAGACAGAGCUGUUGGAAUGACAUCUGCUGACAGCUCAGAUGUUGUGGACAACACACUUCAGGUGACAGGCAUCGCAACCACUUCUCUGUCUGCUCAGGCAGAGACUGGGGAAUCCAGUGAUUCACCCAUCUCUAAGGUCGAGCAAGACACACAAGAGGAUGAUGAAGUUGUCGUCGUAGGUGUUCAGUCAGGGAGGCCAUUGCCAGCUUUGAGGAGGGAUGAAAGGAUGAGCGACUUUGGAGCCCUUCUCUCUAGUCCCCACACCUGGCUGAACGAUGAGACCAUGGACCACGCUCAGGCUCUCUUGAAGGCACAGUUCCCGUCAACGGAGGGUUUGUAUGCCACCACCUCUGUGGCUCUACUCUCAACUGUGCCGGGACCAACCCAGGGGUUUGUACAGAUUUUUAAUUUGUCCGCAAACCACUGGGUUACGGUAAGUAACAUUGGAUGCAAGGACGGACGGUGAGGAUUCUUUGGCCAAGCAUCCAGCAGCAGCAUGGUGGCAG